Canis lupus familiaris (dog) is the source of this 1553-nucleotide messenger RNA. Its product is annotated as translation initiation factor IF-2-like. Bases 966 to 1553 code for a protein of 195 amino acids. The record is from RefSeq and is a predicted model, not a curated record. NCBI's taxonomy places the organism in Eukaryota, Metazoa, Chordata, Mammalia, Carnivora, Canidae. The transcript has 3 exons.
GGAGGACUCUGGAGCCAAUCUGGAGACAAAGAGUAGGAUUUCGGUGACACACGGAGCCUUCUUAGUGCUAACCUGGCCUGGCUGGGAGGCUGGUGGGGUGGGGGCUUCCUCCCACCCCAGCCGCUCACACCAAUAAAUAUGCAUUAGGGAAGUGGGCAGAGUUUUUCCCACAGACCUGAAAGGCCACAGCUGACCUUUUUACCCUCUUUAUGUACCAAUGUGACAGUCAGAGAGAGCAAAGAGCAGGACCCCCUGAGAUGCCUCCCCCCUGGCCUUCUGACUUGGGGAAACUUUUCACCCUCCUCCUUCCCCUGGCCCCAGACCAGGUCACAGCCUUGCUCGGGCUCCUGUCACAGGGAUUUCAGGUGGGAGUCAGGAGCUCCCAGCUUCAGGAUCUGCCUCAGGCCCUGUCCACUUUGGUGGCAGAGAGCCAGGCAUGAGGCCCUGGCUCAGCCUGUAAAGGCUCUCCCUGCCUUCCGGGACCAGUCUCUGCCUGUGGCUCCCCAUACUGUGCCCCUCCCCACCCCACCUCUGCCUGGGGCCUCCUCCCUGAGGAGCCCUUUGCUCUGCCAGUCCCCUUCCAUGGUCCUCUGUUCCUCUUCUCUUUCCUGGCCUCACUUCAUGUCCCUCUUUUCCUGCCACCCACUCCUCCAUGUGGUUUCCCUCUUUCCCUCUUCUCCUUUGGGGGGCCCCUUCUCCCCCGCCACCCCUACUUCAGCAGCACCCCCCUUUGAAAACUAGAAAGUCCUGGAAGAUGCCAUUUCCCUGAAAUGAAGAUGGCAUUUGGGGGUUGCAAAGGCGGGAGGGUGGGGGCGGUGAUCUCUCUCCCUGGUGCCCUGGCUUGCUGGCCAGUGGCCGGGGGUGGAGAAAGUCCUCUCUGAAUGGAGUCAGUGUAAAGACAGGAAAAGCAAACACCUCAGCCUGGGCCAGGCUGGCCUGUUUGGGGGUAGGGGUGGGGGGGCAGGAUGGGCAGGGGCCUGGGCUCAUCUUUGCCUCUCCUGGCUCCUGAGGGACCCUGGCUUCCUGGCUCCCUGGCACCCAGCAUCCAGAAAAUGCCAGGAAAAUCUGUGCCUGGGAAGGAAGGUCUGGCACCUGAGGGCCUGCUUGACCAGCCCUUCCAGCAGCAGGAACUGCCUGAGAAGUUACCUUGUGCCAGAGACAGCCCCAGCAGUGCCAUCUGCCUCCCAGGGCUGAGGGGACCCCAAGAUGCUCUGCCCAGGGCCGGAGCCGCGCGGGCGCUGGCGGCAGAGGCGACGACGUCGACGCGCGGAGGACGCCCAGCUCGAGGCGCCGCGGGAUGCAGCACUCAGGUCGGGGGGACCCCGGGACUCCCGCCCCGCCCCCCGGCCGGGCGUCGCCGCGCAGGUCUGCGAAGUUUCGCGUGGGUCCGCCAGAGGGCGCCCCGGGGCGAGGCGGGGCGAGGCGGGGCGGGGCGGGGGCCGGGAGCCCCGCAGGGCUGCGGCGGGUCGGUCCCGCCCGAGGGUCGGAUGCUGGCCGGGCGAUCCGGACUCGAGGGCACCGGACGCUCCGCGGAGCCGGAUUCCGGGGGAUGA